CGCCAAAAACAUAAGCGUAACCGGUAAUUUGUUAUGCUACUUGAGUACUAACCAGCACCGGUUUAUAGGAACGGUUCAGAGCCUUUCCAUACGUAAUGUUUUUGUUUUCGUUUUCACAGUGCGAUACGAUACAAUCGUGAUAGCAUGUAAUUUUUUAUUCAACCAUUUGACAAAUAUUCUUGAGCUAAGAGUUUGUUCUUAAAUCUAAUUGUACUUAUAUGACAUUCGUUACAAUGAAGCUUUCAAAAAAAUGACAAUGGCCUAAAAUAUACUAUAAUUUUACAAGAAAAAAAAUCAAAAUAUUAUUAGUAUUUAGUAUUAGUGACAUGUUAAAUUUGGAAAACUAUACAUCAAAUUAAUAGUAUGUAACACGUGUACACAUGCAAGCACGCAGAAACACCCCAGAGGCUAUAUAUAGAGGCUCUAUUCCCACAACCUUAUACUCAGUCUUCUUCUUCAUCUUGAACUGUAACACAAUACAGAGAGUGAGAGAGACAAAUAGCAAACCAAAGUUUCAAACCCAUUUCUGAAUCGCAGUUCUAGUAAUAAUUUCUCCAAAAGGUUUCAUUUUUGUUUUUUUGGGUCUCAGUUUUCUCAACCAUGAAGAGACUCCAAGGUUUCAAGAUCUUUAAAUGGAUCCUCCGAAGUAGAAGAAUCCAAACCGGGAAACGCCAAUGCCUAACCGGAAUUCUCAACCCGGUUUCAAGAAUCUGCUGUUUAGCACGGUGUCUACGUCGUGGAGCCAGUAGACUGUGCGGAGGAAAGAAAACGGUUCAGACACGGUUGGGUAACGACCCGGAGUCGCUGGGUGUUCCCAAAGGUCAUUUAGUGGUACACGUAGGAGAAUCAGGCGAUGAUACACGGCGCGUGGUGGUUCCGGUGUUUUACUUUAACCAUCCUCUAUUCGGGGAGUUGCUGGAACAGGCGGAGCGGGUUUACGGGUUUGACCAACCGGGUCAGAUUACGAUACCAUGUAGGGUAUCGGAUUUUGAGCAGGUUCAGAUGAAGAUCGCUGCAUGGGAUCAUUGCCGACGUAAGUGGAGUUUCAAGAUUCUAUAGGGUUGACUUACUAAAACUUAAAUUAGCUUUUUUAUAUUUCCUGAGAAUAAAGUCAAAUGUCAAACAGAGAGAUGGGGAACUUUUCCUUACAAGGGAGUUCGUAUGAUUAGUCCAGUGUCCAAUAGAUGUACAAAUAUUAAGAAAAGUGUCGUUCGGAUCUGGAUUAUGUACCAUAUUUAGUAGAAUGAACAAAGAAUAAAAUUUCUAAAGUUAUUUUAUUCAAAAAUGGAGAAAA
This is a messenger RNA of Brassica napus (rape), 1294 nucleotides long. RefSeq names its product auxin-responsive protein SAUR32-like. Gene Ontology annotation, biological process: response to auxin. Bases 601 to 1059 code for a protein of 152 amino acids. Lineage: Eukaryota; Viridiplantae; Streptophyta; Magnoliopsida; Brassicales; Brassicaceae. The record is from RefSeq and is a predicted model, not a curated record. The transcript has a single exon.